AUGAUUGUUCUGCUUCUAUUAUUUAUCCCAAUAAUUGCUCUGAGUGUGAUCCAUCUUGGAAGCAGAAUCUUGAUCAACUUCUCUCCACGGUUACUGGGGACAGCAUGCCUGAUGCCUGUUAGUAGCUUCUCCUUGGGCGACAUCCUGUCUGCAUUUUUCAGCUUCAGUGAUCAUCUGACAGUCUGCCUGGAGACUGGCUUCCAAAAUGUACAGCUGUGUUUUACCAUUCUCAAAAUGACCUUUGCCCCUGAAGUCAUUGGGCCACUCUUUAUCUUCCCUUCUCUGUAUCUGAUAUUCCAGUUGGGAGAGUGCCUUCUCCUAGUGAUCUUCAGGAGCUAUGAAAAGAUAAAGGAACCAAAUGGAAAGUACAAUCUUUUAGAAAAAACAAAUACCCCUUCCUUCCUUUCCACAUCAACACUUAUUCUAUAGA
Messenger RNA from Rhineura floridana, 430 nucleotides. RefSeq names its product solute carrier family 10 member 1 (gene SLC10A1). Lineage: Eukaryota; Metazoa; Chordata; Lepidosauria; Squamata; Rhineuridae. The transcript is spliced from 2 exons. Bases 1 to 429 code for a protein of 142 amino acids. Gene Ontology annotation, molecular function: bile acid:sodium symporter activity. The record is from RefSeq and is a predicted model, not a curated record. Gene Ontology annotation, biological process: bile acid and bile salt transport.